This is a messenger RNA of Fraxinus pennsylvanica, 321 nucleotides long. The record is from the annotation of a GenBank genome assembly. Lineage: Eukaryota; Viridiplantae; Streptophyta; Magnoliopsida; Lamiales; Oleaceae.
AUGGAAGACAUGGGGCGGCCGAGUUAUGGUGGCGGUGGUGACUGGAGGCCAAAGACGGUGAGUGGAAAAUCUAGUUUUGGAAAUCAGAUGUACGCGACAUCGAGUCAGCCUCGUUCACCUGAUUUACCACCGGUUCCGUCUGUCACUCGGCCUAGCCAGGUGGCGGCGAAGCCAUGGGGAUUCAAUGAUCCUGAAAUGAAGAGACGGAAGAGAAUUGCAAAGUACAAAGUGUACACUGUUGAAGGUAGAGUCAAAGCUUCAAUCAGAAAUGGAUUCCGUUGGAUCAAGAACAAGUGCUCUGAACUCAUCCAUGGCUACUAG